Molecule: messenger RNA, 1511 nt
Organism: Belonocnema kinseyi
Lineage: Eukaryota; Metazoa; Arthropoda; Insecta; Hymenoptera; Cynipidae
Product: esterase FE4-like
Exons: 5
Coding region: 16-1320 (434 amino acids)
Source: RefSeq, a predicted model, not a curated record
CCCUUAUUACCAGUGAUGGUAUUUAUUCAUGGAGGAGGUUUCCAUGUAGGAUCUGGCGACUACAGUGUUUAUGGCCCGAAUUACCUAUUAGACAAGGAUGUUAUUCUUGUUACGAUGAACUAUCGCCUAGGGGCUCUUGGGUUUCUCAGUACGGGAGAUGCAGUAGUCCCAGGAAACUUUGGAUUAAAAGAUCAAGUAAUCGCUCUCAAAUGGGUUCAGAAAAAUAUCAAAUUUUUCGGUGGGAACCAUAAUCGUGUUACGAUAUUUGGAGGUAGUGCAGGUGGUUCGUCUGUUAAUUUUCAUGCUCUCUCAGACGCAUCCAAUGGCUUAUUUCACCAAUACAUUUUCCAAAGCGGCAGCGCACUGAAUGAAUGGGCAUUCCGAAGUAAAAGUCAGUACAAACCUUACAUAGAUGAGUUUUCUACAAAAAUUGGUUGUUCAUCACUCAAUUCUACAGUUUUUGUCGACUGCUUGCGAAGAAAAGAUUUUUCUGAAAUUAUACAUGCAAAACCUGGCACUACCUUUAAUUAUUCUAGAAAUGCAUGGACGCCAACAGACGAAAUUGAGACAGAAGAUGCAUUUUUGACUGACAUUCCAAAAAAUUUAAUAGCUCGAAAUAAAUUUAAGGAUUAUCCAUCAAUGAGUGGAAGCGUCCUCGAUGAAGGAUUAUCAGUAACGCUACAAUUCUACAAGAAACGGAUUGAUUAUAAGACCUUAAGAAGUAAAGUGGAUAAAUACGUUAAUACAACAUACGAUUAUUUUAUGAAAUCUUCAAACGUCCUGCAGUUCAGAAAAAUAAUUAAUGAUUAUUAUUUCGAUGAAUCUACUGUUACAAAUAAAAAUCAACUUCUAAGAAAUUUCACGAAUUUCCUAACUGAUUGCCGGUAUGUAUACCCGCAAGUGGUAGUUUUCGACAAGAUGGUACAAGUUUUUAAAAGCCCAUUGUAUUUAUUCUUAUUUGGAUAUCGUGGUGACGAGAGUUUAGUUUUUCUGGAGAGCGGUAUACCCAAAAAUGUUGGUGUUAUUCAUGCAGAAGAACUUUUAUAUCUCUUUCCAUAUGUACCUUUCGAAAAAACUAAGAAUGUAGAUCAAAAAGUAAUCGACUUAAUGGUUGACAUGUGGACAUCUUUUGCAAUAAAUGGGAAACCGUCAUCUAAUCAUUUGGGUGCUCCUAAUUGGGAACCUUUUAUGCUGAGUCACAGAUACCUCCACAUUGGUGACAUUUCCAACAAUAAUAUUCCAUCGGUAACACUCGAGCGAAACUAUUUUGGUGACAGAAUGAAAUUCUGGAAAAAAAAUUUUCACUCAUUGUAUGACUAAAUCUACUGAACUACAUGAAACGACAAACGUGCUAUCCAGCAAAUAGUGUUUAAAAGUUAAAUUUCUAUAAUUUGUAGUAAGCAUUACACAUGUAUGAAUUUUUAAUAUAUUAAGUUAUAGAACGAUUUUAUUAAAUAAGAAACGUUCAAGGAGUGAGAACCUUUAUUUUAAGCAAAACAAAUCAGUGACUG